AUGGAGGUGCCCUCAACAUGGCUGCUAUUGUGGACUAUCAGCUUAGUCCUGCUAUCGGAACACUUCAGAGAGCCCAUUUCGGUUGUGCGGCAACCGAUCUUGUACGGGAUAUUUGGCGCUUGUCUGAGCGGUAAGGAUCGGCAAGCGCAUUGGGAGGAACUCUUGGAAGAGUUCUACGGAUAUCUCAAGGAAGAAGUGGGUGACAGAAAAAUGCCAUACACACUCGAGCAGCUCAAAGAAGCCUAUCGCCAGUACUUCCCCAUCGGUGCUUUCAUGAUAGUGGCUGUGGUUGGACCAUUUUUCGAGAUGGUGUGUAAAAGUUCCGACGAGGAGACCAAGAAGAAGGUACCAUUACUGUUACUUCAGAAAUUUGGAGGCACGCAGCGCGACUUUUGGCCAGUUAGAACAGCGCUACCACAACUUUAG
This is a messenger RNA of Ostertagia ostertagi, 426 nucleotides long. The record is from the annotation of a GenBank genome assembly. NCBI's taxonomy places the organism in Eukaryota, Metazoa, Nematoda, Chromadorea, Rhabditida, Trichostrongylidae.